Saccostrea cuccullata (small rock oyster) is the source of this 703-nucleotide messenger RNA. Its product is annotated as tryptophan 2,3-dioxygenase-like. The annotation marks the transcript as partial. NCBI's taxonomy places the organism in Eukaryota, Metazoa, Mollusca, Bivalvia, Ostreida, Ostreidae. Gene Ontology annotation, molecular function: heme binding; L-tryptophan 2,3-dioxygenase activity; metal ion binding. The record is from RefSeq and is a predicted model, not a curated record. The transcript has 9 exons.
AUGACCUCUUGUCUCCUUAUUAUUGUUCAAUAUAAGGUGACCUCUGUUCCCCCUACUGAUUUACAAAAUCAGGUCACCUCUAGUUUUCCUACUGGUGUUCAAUAUAAGGUUUACAUGUGUACAUAUAAAGAAUUACAGAGUUGGAAUUUUGAACCCGUUGGCUUUCCAUAUGUUGCAGACAUGUCAGACAGAGAAUUAACAUAUGAUAGUUAUCUUGGAUUAGAUAAAUUGCUCCAAUGUCAGGAACUGGAGAGUGAAAAGGCUGGGAAUAAAGUCGACGAAGAACACCUUUUUAUCAUUGUCCACCAAGCGUUUGAGCUCUGGUUUAAACAAAUCCUUGUAGACCUCCAUUCAGUUGUAGACAAAAUUCAAGCACUUGAUGUAAGUAAAAGAGAUUUUGCUGAAAUACCAACAAAACUAGGACGGAUCAUUCUUAUUCAAAAGCUGAUCAUUGGUCAUUUUGAAAUAAUUGAAACGAUGCCUCCAGCCAUUUUUCUUAACUUUAGAAAAUACCUGCGAAGUGGAUCUGGAUUUCAAAGUCUACAGUUUCGUCUCAUUGAAAACACUCUAGGUCUUCGAAGGGAAGUAAGGAAAUCACACAAAGAAGGCAAAAGCUAUACAGACGAAUAUAACGAAAAACAAAGGGAAGAAGCAGAAAAGUCCGAAAAAGGGCCCUCUCUGUUUACAGUUCUGGAGGUGAUCA